Phacochoerus africanus (Common warthog) is the source of this 863-nucleotide messenger RNA. RefSeq names its product small integral membrane protein 29 (gene SMIM29). The transcript is spliced from 5 exons. The coding region runs from base 185 to 694 and encodes 169 amino acids. The record is from RefSeq and is a predicted model, not a curated record. Lineage: Eukaryota; Metazoa; Chordata; Mammalia; Artiodactyla; Suidae.
GAUGCUGUGGCCCCGCCCAUUUCCCCGGGUCCUUUGAUCACGCGCCUGCCGGCUCUUCCGGGGCCCGGGAGCCAACCGAGGGCGUUCCACUCCGGGCUGCAGCGGCGGGAGGGAGCCCAGUGGAGGCGCCCUCCCGAGGCAGCACUGCCCAUGCUGACUACCCAGCCCUCCAGCUGCCGAUGUCAUGAGUAACACCACAGUGCCCAAUGCCCCCCAGGCCAACAGCGACUCCAUGGGCUGGGUGGGCCUGGCCCAGCCUGCACAGGGCAUCUCAGCUGUCCUGUUACGGGAGCGGAGGGUGUGGAGAUGGGCCCCACUCACUCGUGGGCCAUGCUGGGCUCAGCUGCCUCCACAGUGCUGUGUCUCUGUUACAGGGUGGACCGGCUUCGCCAUCACCUGCUCCCUAUGUACAGCUAUGACCCCGCCGAGGAGCUGCACGAGGCCGAGCAGGAGCUGCUCUCUGACGUGGGAGACCCCAAGGUGGUACAUGGCUGGCAGAGUGGCUACCAGCACAAGCGGAUGCCCUUGCUGGAUGUCAAGACGUGACCCAAGCCCCUUGCCCUCAUCUUCAGAACCAUGGGGUCCUGGACCCUGCAGCCUGCUGCUUCCCCCCAACUCCCAGCUCACCUUCCUGGGUCUCCACGCCCCCCACCCCCCUGUGCCUGGCAGCACCUGUUCCCUCAGCCCCACAUAGCAGCCAAGCCCCAAGUAUCAUCUCACCCUCAGCUAGGCCUUCAGUUGUCUGGGGCCGAAGGGCAGAGCUUCGCCCUCCCUGACCCAGCUGUGGAGCCACUUCUGUGGUGACAGGGCCUCAUGUAUAGAACUCUGUAUGUAUAUUUUGUAAAUAAAAUGUUUUGUGGCUA